AUGCGUCGCGUGGCUGUCAGCUCCGAAACCAUCCUUCGCUGCCGAACCAUCAUCGUGGAAGAGGAGGAGCGGGAAGAGGAGGAGCGGGAAGAGGAGGAGCGGGAAGAGGAGGAGCGGGAAGAGGAGGAGCGGGAAGAGGAGGAGCGGGAAGAGGAGGAGCGGGAAGAGGAGGAGCGGGAAGAGGAGGAGCGGGAAGAGGAGGAGCGGGAAGAGGAGGAGCGGGAAGAGGAGGAGCGGGAAGAGGAGGAGCGGGAAGAGGAGGAGCGGGAAGAGGAGGAGCGGGAAGAGGAGGAGCGGGAAGAGGAGGAGCGGGAAGAGGAGGAGCGGGAAGAGGAGGAGCGGGAAGAGGAGGAGCGGGAGCAGAAGGCGAGUGCUUUGCUUGCCGCCGAUAUUGUUGACAGCGUCGAGAUAUUCGAGGCGGUAAAGGCGGCGUCGAAGGCGGCGGCGGGUCUGGAGGAGCACCACCGAGAGGUUGUGGCGAAGGGGAUGGAGGCCACGCGGACCCUCCGCACGAUCGCCAGCGAGACCAAGAAGAGCCUCCUGCACAGCGUAGACUCGCGGACGGUAAGAGUGCUGGAGGAUGCGAUGAGGCUGCUGAUCCUGUACGCGGAGAAGCAGAUGUCUCUAAAGUCUAGCAAGAGCGACUACUGUCCCUAGGAGAAGAGCGCCGCGAUCGAGGCCACCAGGACCGUCAAGGUUUGGAUUUGUAUCGUUUGUUUGUUCUGUUGGUAGGUUGGUGGGCGAUUGUCGUUGUUGAUGGCUGGUGGUCGUUGUUUUCGUAACAUUUACAACCGUCGUGUCAUCGUAAUCGCAUGCCAUCUUUGCACUAGCCGCCCUGCUUCAAGGGACAGAUGUUCGCCCGCGAUUUUUGAUUGAAACCCGGCAGUGUCCCACGCACAUGCUGCGUCCACUGCUGUUAGGAUUCCUUUUGCGUCAUCCCACGCUAUGUGCUUGCUCGCUCUUGACGUUCCCUGUUUUCGUGGGGCCUCAGUGUUCUUUGGACGUUGCUUCUCUUGCCCCAACGAGGACACUAGCGCGAGCAUGUGCGAAACGAAACCGUCAUGGUGUUCCUAUUUACUCCCUUAGUGAUGCCUACAUACGACACGAUACGAUGUGGAGUGCGCUGUCCCGGGUGCGUUGUGGGACAAGGUGCCGACAUUAGCUCGAGGUCAGUUUCUACCUUUUGCGACUGGAAAACGACCCCCCUCCAUUGUUUUCUGUCCUCUUUC
Messenger RNA from Ectocarpus sp. CCAP 1310/34, 1229 nucleotides. NCBI's taxonomy places the organism in Eukaryota, Phaeophyceae, Ectocarpales, Ectocarpaceae. The record is from the annotation of a GenBank genome assembly.